Molecule: messenger RNA, 1053 nt
Organism: Elaeis guineensis (African oil palm)
Lineage: Eukaryota; Viridiplantae; Streptophyta; Magnoliopsida; Arecales; Arecaceae
Product: oxalate oxidase 1
Molecular function (GO): manganese ion binding
Source: RefSeq, a predicted model, not a curated record
CACGCAUUUGCAUGAUUAUAUACCACAAUGGUCAUCCUCCAGCCUCACCAAACCUCCAACAAACAAUCCAUGGAGACCCAGUCCAUGGCAACACAUCAUCUCCUCCUCCUCCUCCUCUGCUCAGCCCACUUCUUCCUCUCCCCCUGCCGCUCCGACCCCGAUCCCCUCCAGGACUUCUGCGUCGCCAACCUUCGAGCCAGCGACAUUACAGUCGAUGGAUUCCCCUGCAAACCAACCUCCGGCGUCGCCGCCGACGACUUCUUCUCCACCGUGCUUUCCAAAGAAGGCAACACGAACAACGUUUUCAGCUCCAACUUGACCUCCGCAAACGUCCUCAGCUUCCCAGGCCUCAACACGCUUGGGCUCUCCAUGAACCGAGUCGACUUCGCCCCUGGAGGUGUCAACCCCCCUCACUCCCACCCCCGUUCCGCCGAACUUGUGCUCGUCACCAAGGGUCGGUUGCUUGUGGGAUUCGUCAGCACAAGCAACGUAUUCUACUCUAGAGUUGUGAAGGCUGGUGAGAUUUUUGUGAUCCCCAGGGGGCUCGUUCACUUCCAGUAUAACGUCGGGAAGAAGAAGGCACUUGCGAUCACGGUGUUCAACAGCCAGUUGCCUGGGGCUGUGGUUGCUCCGUUGGCUUUGUUUGGAUCGAAGCCGGCGAUACCGAGCGAGGUGCUGGCCAAAGCUUUCCAGGUUGAUCAGCAGGUUGUUAAGCUAAUAAAGUCCAAAUUUGGAACUAGCUAGCUACUUCCUCAUCGAUCUCCUCUCCAGUGGAAUACUGCAAUUGUCAGUGGUUAAGGUUUCAGGAGCCUCUCAUUGCCAAAGAAGGUUGUUCUUUGUUGCUGCCUGCUCUUCUUUAUUGGAAGAUCAAGUACUCAUGGAUUACUUUGUUGCCUUAUGGCCUCAUAAGAAUUCCUUCUAUUCGUUACCGAACAAUUAUUUGGAUACUUCUAUCGAAAAAACGGGUAUUUGGAUAUAUGAAUUUAUUAUCUUCUGAUGUAAUAUGCUGACUGAGAAUUUGUUGUGUGUUAUGAAUUUUUUAUCCCCUCUCUA